Anolis carolinensis (green anole) is the source of this 7470-nucleotide messenger RNA. It is a transcript of the gene tspan5, whose product is annotated as tetraspanin 5. NCBI's taxonomy places the organism in Eukaryota, Metazoa, Chordata, Lepidosauria, Squamata, Anolidae. Gene Ontology annotation, cellular component: plasma membrane. The coding region runs from base 329 to 1135 and encodes 268 amino acids. The record is from RefSeq and is a predicted model, not a curated record. The transcript has 8 exons.
GCAGCGCCUCAUUCGGCGGAGGAGUCCACGGAGGCAUCGCUCUCUCUUCGGGGAAGCAGGGCAGGCGGGGGCGGCUUUCUCGGCCACCUCGAUGCGGCGCCUCGGUGGCUGCCUGGCGGUGCUUCCCUUCAGGGACAGGCGGCAGCCCUGAGGCGGGCCAGCGGGCCCCUUGUCCUCCUUCCGCUCCCCGCCUGAAGCCUUUAUCUGCCGCCGCCGCCGCCGCCGCCGCUUCUCCCCCUCAGCCUCUCCCCCCAUUUGUCCCGCAUCCUCGCCCCUCAACGCAAGAGGAGCUCUGGCUGCCAGUCAAGGGUCUUCAUGAACCCUAAGGAUGUCCGGGAAGCACUACAAGGGUCCUGAAGUCAGUUGUUGCAUCAAGUAUUUCAUCUUCGGCUUCAAUGUGAUCUUCUGGUUCCUGGGAAUAGCAUUUCUUGGAAUUGGACUGUGGGCCUGGAAUGAAAAAGGAGUGUUGUCCAACAUCUCCUCCAUCACUGACUUGGGAGGAUUUGAUCCAGUUUGGCUUUUCCUUGUGGUCGGAGGAGUGAUGUUCAUUUUAGGCUUUGCAGGAUGCAUUGGAGCUCUGCGGGAGAACACCUUCCUUCUCAAGUUCUUCUCAGUAUUCCUGGGAAUUAUCUUCUUCCUGGAACUCACAGCCGGUGUUCUGACAUUUGUUUUCAAAGACUGGAUCAAAGACCAGCUAUAUUUCUUUAUCAACAACAACAUCCGAGCAUACAGAGAUGACAUUGAUUUGCAAAACCUCAUUGACUUCACUCAAGAAUAUUGGCAAUGCUGUGGUGCCUUUGGAGCAGAUGACUGGAACCUCAACAUCUAUUUCAACUGCACGGAUUCCAACGCCAGUCGAGAGCGCUGUGGGGUCCCCUUUUCCUGCUGUACUAAAGAUCCUGCUGAAGAUGUCAUUAAUACUCAAUGUGGCUACGAUGCCAGGCAAAAACCCGAAGUUGACCAGCAGAUGGUUAUUUACACAAAAGGUUGUGUCCCUCAGUUUGAGAAAUGGCUUCAAGACAACCUCACUAUAGUGGCUGGCAUAUUCAUUGGGAUCGCAUUGUUGCAGAUAUUUGGGAUAUGCUUGGCUCAGAACCUGGUUAGUGAUAUCGAAGCUGUCCGAGCCAGCUGGUAAACUGACUGACCCCAAGUGGCACAAGGCGCUGGACAAUUAAACCUCAACCCUUGGAAGACUCCAUUGUGUCCUGUGGACACCCCACUAUAUGGAAAUGGGUAACAGGGAAAUUUGAGUUCUCAGAUAGUUGGAACUGCAUGGGACCCUUGUUCAUUCCAGAGGGAACAGCUUCAGCCUCAUGCUUGCUAGUGAGAGUUUUUGGAAAAAGCUCUCUUUUCAAAUGUUUUGAGCCAUGUAUCUCUACUGUAUUCAUGCCCAAGUAAAGUGGCAGAUGCUCCUUUCUUCUUUAUUUUGGUGGUAAAGUGACUGUUAUCAUUGGGACCAGAGUCAGGACGUAAUUUAGUGAGCGAGUUGUUUAUUCUCUGAGUGAGAAGCUUGUCAGUCGCAAGACAGUUUUUCCUCUCUUCAGUGCACACCAAAGGAGAAGUGUGUGUGUGUUUUUUAACAGACAAAGAGACCAGCAUUCCUUCUGGGAAAAGAACUCACCAAACAGAAAACCACUUUGUACAUCUUGGCCAUUUUGCUUACCAGCCAGAAAUAAUCGGCCUACCAAAACAGAUCCAACAUUUGCUCUGUAAUGCCCUCUAUUGGGGAAUAAUAACUUUAAUUCUUUUUAGGCCUCUUGGAAUCUUUAUUUCCAAAAGGGAUAGAAUUUUAAGGAGAAGCAUCCAGGUGUGAUUGUUUUGACCACGGUUGGCAAUGUGUAAUGUGAGAAAAGAAGUGAAUGGCAAGUUUUGAGAACGAAAAGUGUGCUGAAUCUAAAAAAGAUCCAAACUCAGAAUGUUCCAACCUUCGUUGGCAAAAUUGUGGAUCUCAUGUUAGGCUAGCAUUUUGCAUAAGAUGCCCCGCUGAAGCCCUUCCAGGUGGAUAUUUCCCACAACUUCUGCAUGUGAUGGCUAUAAUAUUUUGGGAUGUGUUCAGUGUGAUCGUUUUGGAUAUCCGUUCUACAGAGGCUUCCAGUUACAACAUGGUUAUUUAUUAGUGCAAAAGUGGAUUCAAUUAUGACCAUUUGCAUCUCGUUAUUUUGCAGCUAGAUUGUACCACUUGCUUCUCUUUCUUUUUUUGUGUCUUUCCCACUGAAUUGAAAUAGUCACAUCUUUAUUUAAAAGGUUUAUGAGAUGCGUGACAUAACCAUUUGAUUUUGAAAGAGGUGAAAACAGUAGAACUUGGGAAGAAUUGCAGUAGAAAGCUCUUUGGAACUAUCAUCCUAGAUACUCUUUCUUCUCUCUGUUUUUUCUUUGAGAAAUGUUGAAUUGAGACUGGUUGGUGUUCAUUCUAGUGAAUGUCUCAGGGGUUUGGUUGCUGGUGUUCAUAUUUGAAUUAGAUAGCAGUGAAAAUGCAAAGCUGACGGUGCCUUCUGUUGGAAGAACUACAUUGAGCUUUUCUUAUCUAGGGGAUGGAGUCUGGUGUAAUCUCAUUGAGUAUGUGGGAGAAUUCAUAGUGUCUUAUCAGUCUGUAGCAAGGAACAUGUGAUAGAGUAGAAUGUGUUUUACAAAUCCAGAUAUUACCAGAGCGCAUAGCUGUCGAGACAAACCGAAUCUAAGAAGACAGAUGCAAAUUGAAGCCAAACUGUGCACCUUCAUGCAAACCACCCUCUCAUUUUAGUGAACAGUUGACAGUGUGAAUUAAUGCCUUCUCCAAAGGCUUCCAUUUUCUAUCACUAUUUAAAGAAUUAAGCAUUCCAGAUACACUUACCUCAUUUUUAAAGAGACCCCAGUUAUGACUGUUGGAAACUGUUUGUGCUUUUGGAGAUGGUCUACCGAAAGCCGCCUGCAAUGCCAUUGGUUCUGAAAAUGGCAAUUGUAAACUAUUCUCAUGGGCAGCAUGGUUUGCUGAUCCUUGUUCCUUUCACUAGCCCAUCUUAGCAUUGUUUGGGAGGUUGCUGAAGUGAAGGGAACAGAAUUUUUGCCUUGAAGUGACAGGAAAAAAAUUAAACACUGUGGGUACAAAAAUGUUGGAAGAGCCUAGAAGCAGGGCAUUUGAGAUGUAACACCAAACUACCCAAGAUGUUAAGAGAGACUGCAACUAUAUUAAAGAAGCAUUCCUUUUUCUGUUUCUGCUGCUAUAUGUUUUAGAAGACGAACUUCCAUGCUUUUGCUUGAAUAUUUACAGCUUUGUUAAUGACGAAUCGCUGACUUGUAUUGUUCCUUACCACAGAUUAUUUUUCUCCCAUCGCAAAGACUGAGUUUCUUCUGUCAUUUGUAACUAGUGUUACUAUGUCAUAUUGGUCCUAAGAGUUGUCUUGUUGGUCCCAGAGAAGGGUUAGACCCAAAAUAGCUAAAUUAAUGUUAGACAUGUCCAAAAAUUGUCAAUAGUGCUGUUUGCAUGAGCAAUGUCUGUAUUUUGCUGGCUUCUGGAAGAAAUUCAAAUCUAUUUUUAAGUUAGAAAAAUCUUUGUUUUUUCCUGCCUGAUAUUGUUGUUUCUGAUUGUUAAACAAUUUAAGAUUCUUUCAGUUGUAUUUUCUUGUAGUUUUAUACCACUUUUUAACAGUUUGUUCAGAUCUCAUAGGUGUCACUGGGCCGGCAUUUGUUCCUGAAAUUGGAUUACCAGCUGUCCAAAUGUAAACUUCUUUAAAAGGUCUUGAACUAACAGGCCACCAACUGAAUCCACAGACUCGAAAUGGGAAAUUUCACAGAUCACAUAUUAGGUUAAAAAAUAAGCAACUGCCAGCAAAUUACUGAUUUCAGUGGGCAAUUUCUGAGUGUUGGGAUGGAAUAUGUAAAUAACGCAACUUUUAAGUUACCUUUGGGAACUUACUCGUUUCCACAUGGACCACAGUCAUUCUUGCCAUGAUCAAUUGGAAAGUUGUAAAUAGUGGGGCAAGGGGAGUUGGGCAGAUCAUUUUCUCUCCUACAUACUGUUUCUCCCUUGUUUUGUAAUCCUCCCUUUAUUGCUUAAUAAGGUAUAAAUAUUCAAAAAGCUUGAGGUAAAAAUUUUGUUCUGCUUCAAGUGACACAAGUAUAUUCAUCCACACAUUUGUCUUCUAAAUAUGGAAAAUAAAGGAAGUUUUUUGCUUGCUGGUUGGUUCAAGGGAAGCCUUUUAAAAACCAAAUGCAUCAGAUUAAUUAUAUAGAUGGUUAAGUUAGCACAUGCCAAUGUGUUGCCCACUAACUUGCUCAAAUCUCUUAGAAGCUCAACACAUUUGUAUUUGCUGUGUUUGGCCACAUUUGUGGAGUGAUUGAAUGAUCAAUUCCACGAUUCAAGUCACAAAGCCAUUUUCUUUACAAUCCUGCAAGGUGUAGCUGAGUGUCUAUAUUAUAUUCUUCACUAUGCAUUUCUGCCCUGGACCAGAGAGGACUCUCUAUAGAAUUUUCUUGUUGCUUUAAUAUUUUGCUUAAAUAAUUGCAGGAUUUAAAUGUUCUGUAUUUCCUGUGCUGAGUGACCCAUCUUGGUCCAUGUUUCCUAGCUUAUUCUGUCCUUUGCAAUUUAAAAGCUGUGGAACCCCCGCCCUACGUUUUUGGGUUUGAUUCUCCCUCUGUUCUCUGAACUGAUUCCUUCUUUCUUUUCCACGAAAUGCUAUAUGUUUGUUGUGAAAUGACUUGAGGACUUGGCUUUUGCUAGGUUCCAUCUGGUGUGUAAAUAUUUGAAAUGUAAAUAAGUAGCAUGCAAAUGAACUGAUCCAUGCACAGGAUUGUGAUUCUUCAUAAAUAUGUAUUUAUACUGAGAAGGAUGUAUGAGCAGUUUGCCUGUCCGUUAUAAAACUUAAAAGCUUUACAUAUCUUGGUUCAAAUGGGGAAUGCUUUAAUAGCCUACCAUCUAGUGUUUGCCUGGCAAAAUUGCAGCUUGAGAAAAAUUGUAAGAACUGCCUGCAGUUUUCAUGAUGUUCAUUCAAGAGCUGCUGUGUAUCGCUUCUUUUCCUACCUGCUUUGUACAAUGAUUAAUUCUACUUGGCUGCUGAAACCACAGGAACUUCAUUGACUACUGUGUUGUCCUGAAACUGAAUAUCAUAUCUUCGCUGGUCACAUUUACCAAAGACAGCUGAAGAGAGUGUAUGUGAAUGGGAAUAUAUGAGGCCUGUUUUCCAAAAUUCUGGUCUACUUAAUGGUCAGAAUGUCAAGCACAAUUUGAUAAAUAAUUGAUAGGCUUGAGUAGGUCCAUCUGGCCAUGUUAUCCAUUUUUUCCAGCCUCACUUGAGCAGGCAUUGAUAAAUGUGCCUUGCUCACUUCCAUGUUUUACUGAAUUGUAGUAGGCAUGGUCUUCAGAAUAAUUGGAGUGGCACUGGUUUUGUUGGAUUUGACAGUGUUGCAUGUUAUAAUGCCUUUUUAAAUUCUCCAUCCUUUCAUUUCCACAAUGCAGAAAUUAAGCUCAUAAAGAUCAUUGUUAAGAGGAGCUUUGCUGCCCCAAUUAAGAGGACUUUCUGUCAUGGAAACAGCAAGAUCUAUGCAGGUUCAUUUUGGGGACACGUGCGACGCCACGUUACACUGAAUUAUCUUUAUUCCUUCAAGAAAGUCCUACUGUUGAGGCAGGCUACCUAACUCUGCUGGAUUGUUUUUAAGUCUGUGCAUGCCAUUUGUUUAGGAACAUCUGUUGCUAAGUUCCCUCCACAGUUUAAUGCUUUCAAGCGUAAGUUCUCAAAUAGGCUUAUACAAAAUAUAAUUAUGGUAUGCACACACAUUUGCUGAUAUUUUAAUUUUCCUUAACUAGGGUAUGUCAACAUGACAUUUCUAAAUGUCCAUUUUCUUGUCUGGAUGUAACCACUUACAUGGAGAGCAAUAUAUCUAAAUCAUUUGGACGUAUAUGAGUGGAAUAUGUUGUAAUGGAUUUAUAAAAUCUAAUGCAAUAUACCUGUGUUUCCUCUAGGCUCCUUUUCAUAUAUCUUGCUUUAUAAUCCCUUUUUAAUUUUCAGUAUUGGUACAACAUUUUCAUGUGUUACUGCAGAUAAAUUAGUCCCACAGUUUUUGUGUGGAGGAAAAUAAAAUAUGAAAGCUAUUUCUCAGACUUGACAUGAAAAGUGAGGAAUAAUAUCUGAAGUGGGGUUAGUGACAAAAUCAUCCCUCCUUUUUCUCCCCAGUGUGCACUGUUUUGAACUGAAAAUGUAUAUUUUCCCUUAUGGGUGAUGUAUCAACAUCUUCUGAGACAGUCUUAGGUAUUUGCAGGUCCAUCUCUUGAUCCAUGACAAGGCUCUCUUCAGAGAUUUAGCUCUGUAUGAAGACAAUCCUGGAUGAGCUGACAAGCAUGCUCUUCUUACAGAAUUUCAGUCUUCCUCUCUUUCUGAUAUGGCAUGGAUACUCCAUCCAGAUAAAUUGUAUUACUGUCGAAGGAGGUUUUCAGCAUCAGUAAGAAUUGAAAUGGCUCCUAAAGCCCAGCUUUCUUGUCUUGUGCCUCCUCUUGGUAUUUGCAGAUAUCACAACGCCAAGAAGAGCAGUGCAUUUCAGGACUUUAUGAGAUACUUUAGAAUCGCCUUAGCCAUGGGGAAGCAUUAGAAUCUGAUUUGACUGUGUGGUGUGCUGAAACUGUAGACGUAUGUAUGCAUGUAUCUGCAUAUGUCUACACACUCCAGUAAGUUUAAGCAUCUGUUAAAGCUCAGCAUCGGUCACACUGAACCAUGGUAGAAACACUUUAGGAGUGUAAAUGAUGAUAAAAUAAACUUUACCUGUUAGUGUCUCAACUGCAUAGUAUGUGCCUAGCAAAGAUGAACUUGAAACAAGUGUUUUGUUCAUGGUCAUACUUUAAAACAAGGUGGGGCAUGGUCUGGUCUAUGACUCUGCCUAAUUCUUAAUACGGAGUUAAUUUCCAAGUAUGUUUCUUCCCUAAAUUGUUGCAUGUCGUAAUUAAGGACACUCACUGUAAUUAUCAUGGUGUUGCGUUUUUUAAUUUUCUUUUUAUAUGAAUGUACUAUCCUGUGUUGAAAGUCUUGUAAAUUGCAAAAUUGAUUGUAAAAGCCAAUUACACUUAUUGAUGAUGGAAGGUAUUGUUAUAACAGAAUUGCAUGCCAGUACAGUUUGGCAGAAAUUGUGUUGUCUCAUUGCCAGCUGGUCACACUUGGUCUAGAAAUGAAUAUACUAUUUUGCUUACCUGUCAUCUCAUCUUUGCAUUAGAGUAUGGUAUAUUGUUGCCCAUUCAGAUUUCAAUGGAUGUAACUGGACUUAUACAUGAAGUUAAAACAACUUCUUUUGUCAGUUUUUAAAGUGUUGACAGUGGUCUUCAUCAUGCUUUCGUACCUUUUUUUUAAUAGAUGAAAUUGGUAGGAAUGUUUUAAUAUUUUUAUUAUGGACAACAUAGUUUUACUAGUUGUGCAGUAUUCUGUAUUUUACUUGAAGUAAAUCAUUUUAUAUGCAAUUUGUUAGUAUAAAAUUACAGUUUUAUAAAUAAAAUUGAGUGACAUCUUGUGUCUA